AUGUCACACGAUAAUAUUGGAAAAGUUGACGAAUUAGUUUCACCAAACAAAAAUGAAUCAUUCAGUCAGUUUCCUCUUGAACACGAAUCCAUGAUUCGUGUUACAGAAGGAGAAGGUGAUCAUGUCUCCAAAGUCUUUGCAGACGAUGCCAAUGAAUGCUUUACUGAGAUGCUUGAUGAAAUAAGUGAUCCAGAUCCAGUCAUGUGCAAUAAUCUCGAGAACGUGGUUACACGUGAUCUGACAUUCGAGGAGCCUUUGCUCCCAGAGAACACGCAAUUGGAGAACAAUCAUCAAGCUCCCACCAUCAAAUUGUUUACGUCCAACUUUACUCGUUUCAACGUGCCUGGACCAUUUCUAGAUGAGAAAACAUUUAAAAUGGAGGAUUUAUGUGCAUUACGCGAUGAUGAACUUGCCAUCAAGAAAGAAUUUGAACAAAAGGAUGAAACAAUCUCCUUUGAAGGGUUACGAUCGAAUGAUAAAUAUCCUGAAGAAUCUCUCUUGCCUAUAAAAGAUAUCAAUUGUGUGCAAGAUGUCCCAAAUUCGAUUUCGGAGAUUGUGUCCUUGGUUCGGCCGGAGGUACUAAUGGACAAGGCAGAUUCGGUCAUCGAAGAUACUGGUGUUAGAGCACCGUUAGAAAUGAUGAACGAGGGAGCGGGUAGGACAAACAAUUUGGAAGAAUCUUUGAACGAUGAUUCUAAAGAGGAUGAAGUGAUACACGACAUUCCCACUUUGAUUCGACUAGAACCGGUAUUGAUACCUGCGGAACAUGAUCUCUUAGAAGAAGUGCAUCAAAGAAAGCGUCGGCAAUAUUUUAGGAAGCAAGAAACUUCAUCAGAAGAUGAUGAUAAAAUCCUUAUUAGGAACGGUUCAGUAAUAUCCGUCAUCAAUAACGUCUUUCCUGAAAAUACAAUAUCAACACCGCCCGAAAACGAAGAACUUCGGAGAGGUCUCGAUAAUGUAACUCAUGCUGAAAUCUUGGGUAACAAAUGGCAAAUGCUUGCGAUGAUGCAAUCUAUGGAUGAAUCAGAACUUUCGUCAUGCCACCCAUUGAAAUAUACAAGUGGCGAGCAGGUCGUGAUUCCCUCUCGCUCUUCAACAUGCGAUUUCCGAACUGUUCCCCACAAAAUUUUGGAACAUGAUCUUCAUUGGAAUCCAAUCAAAACCGCUGCAAAGUUAGGAAUUGUCCAAAUCAUUGCUUUAAACCACACCUCACAUGAUUAUGAUUUGACAGAGAUAAUUCAAGAAGGAAGUAGUUUCCUUGAUUCGGAAAAUUUUCUGGCAUUAGCUGACGUUGAAAUCACCAACAAAGACGAUAAAACUCAUUUAAAAUCAAGGAAAGAAAAGAAAAGGGGCGAAAUGGCAAAACGAUCAGAGAUCCAAAAGAGUGGUUCGACUUUUAUUGCGCCACGAGACAAACCCGCUACUUCAUUUUCUAUUGAUGCGUACGAUAACCAUUCAUUGAGUAAUUCGAGAAGGAAGAAUCCUCCUAUUAAGAGCUCGAAUCAAAAGGAAAAAUCUGUCAAACAAAAUGUAUCUACCGGCAUACAACCAUUAUUACGCAAACCUACCGUUAGAAGAUCUAGAAAUGUUGAUAACCCAAUUCCAGAUAUCAUGAGUUGGAUUAGGAUCGGAAACGAAAAUGAAAAGGCCCCAUCACUAGAAAAUGUCAAUGAUUCUAUUCCCAAUUUGUCUGGGCAAGAUCGUGUUCCUCAAAGGCUUUCAGACCUAAGGAACAAUAAUGAUAUUGAAAACUAUGAUGAUAUUGAAUGUAUCGAUUUAACUCGGGAUACAGAAUCGCCAGCACCAAAGAUUUCAGCACCAGAGAUUCCUACAGUACAUUAUUCUUCUGAGACAUCUCCAUUCUUUAAAAAUAAGAUUUCGUCGCAAAAUAGACAAAACCUUUUUGAUACAACGCUCUUUCCGGAUUCAUUUUCCGCAACUAGAUCAAUUGAUGAUUACAUGCUAUUACGAGGAAAAUUGUCACCAGGAAGGCGACGAGAAGGUGGUCAAAAUCAAAUUAAUUUUUAUUACGGAAUGGAACAUGUAACCCUUAAUUUAACACCUUUAUAUACAGACAAAGCUCCAAGGGCCACUAGUUCACUUGACAAAAUCGCAAGAAAAAUCGUCACCCCAGAUAACGCGACCUCACCAACUUCUCACGUGACUCCCGUUACGAACCAAAGCGUGUCGAUUUUAAACAAGGAUUCCUUUGUCUCCAUUAGCAAGGCUAUACUUGACCGGCUUCCAAAACCCAAAGUCCCUUACAAGUAUAUUGCUUCAGCACGCAUAUUACCGAAUCGUGGACUCUUGACUGCAUUGAAGAGCAGAGAUUGCAAAGUAGAGCUUAUCGAAAGAGAUUUCGAGUACAUGAGGCCUUUCUUGUCGGAAAGAGAAUCAGAUGCUAUUCAUGUGGACGUCGAUAUCAUUAUCGACGAACGAACCGGAGCCAUAUUUUAUCCACUAAAUAAGCUUGCUCAAGGUCAAGUGGUUUCGAAGCUUGUGCAAACCGUAAACCGCCUUCGUUUGAAGUACACGAAUUUGUAUCUGAUUCUAGAAGCAUACACGUGGAAGAAUCGGCCUGCGAGUAAUAACACGGAGCAUACUAUAACCGCAUAUCCUUUUACCUUACCGACAUUAAGGGCGAUUUCCGAGUUACAAUCGAUAUUGAUGUGCAGUAAUUGCGAUGAUGUGCAAGUAAUGUUUUCGUUGUGCGAAGAAAUGUCCGCCAAAUUGUUGAGAAUGAUAGGCAAUCGUUGCGCCAUGCAGUGUGAUGAACUAGGAAUCAACAAGCGUGGAUGGAAGGAUCACAAGCAAUGGGAGUCGAGAGAUUGGAUGGCCAUGGAAGAAAGUUUGGUUAGAUUUUUCGUGAUUCUCAAAUUUUUAACUUUGACGAAAUCAUUUUAA
Messenger RNA from Funneliformis mosseae, 2904 nucleotides. The record is from the annotation of a GenBank genome assembly. Lineage: Eukaryota; Fungi; Glomeromycota; Glomeromycetes; Glomerales; Glomeraceae.